AUGAGCAACCAAGAUAGUUCUGAUGACCUGCUUUUCCGCCAUUGCAGCCCCGAGUUCUCCGACGACGAGACUGAUUCAGAUACAAAUGAUAGCAACUCUGAAUCUUUUACUGGCGGAGUCUUUAGAGCAGGCGCCGGUCCUGACUUCUCAAUUGUUAUCAACAGUGAUGAGCACAACAAUGAUUCUAUCACUGGCUACAAGAAAACUCGCACACUGUAUCUAUCCGCAAUGCUCUCCCUAUCCGCAUUGCCUGAUUGCGCAGUGACACACUCUCCCAAGCGUGCACUUGCAUCCUCUCACUUGCAUCCUGAGUCACCAUGCAAGCGUGUGGCAUAUUCCGGGAGUUCCAACAUGUUUCUUGGCCGGGGAAGCCUAGGAAGGCAAGAAAAUGACUGUUUAUCUGUUGUGAUGGGCUGCGCGAAACACUCCUCAGAGCAGGAGCUCAAUAUUUGGCAAGAACACUGUUCAAACCCGGAAUGUACUCAGCGCGAUGAACCUGUCUGGUGUUAUGAACAGCUUGCUGGAUACAGGGUUGAGAAUGGGAGGGAAUAUGUUCUGGUCAAAUGGCAUGCUUUCUGGGAGUUGGCGGAGAGUUUUCCAUCCGCUGAGGUAGAGACCAUCAGACACCGGCGUGGACCUCGAAAGCGAGGAAGGCCCAAGAAGCCUUCCUGA
Blastomyces gilchristii SLH14081 is the source of this 672-nucleotide messenger RNA. RefSeq lists its product as uncharacterized. NCBI's taxonomy places the organism in Eukaryota, Fungi, Ascomycota, Eurotiomycetes, Onygenales, Ajellomycetaceae. The transcript is spliced from 2 exons. The record is from RefSeq and is a predicted model, not a curated record. The coding region runs from base 1 to 672 and encodes 223 amino acids.